Pelobates cultripes (western spadefoot toad) is the source of this 1533-nucleotide messenger RNA. The record is from the annotation of a GenBank genome assembly. NCBI's taxonomy places the organism in Eukaryota, Metazoa, Chordata, Amphibia, Anura, Pelobatidae.
AUGGCUUCUGCAGAUAUAAGAGAUGAGCUGACCUGCUCCAUCUGCCUGUGCAUUUAUACAGAUCCCGUAACGCUGCCUUGUGGACACAGCUACUGCCGAGUCUGUAUUGAGACAGUGCUGGACACACAUAAAGACCACAAACUGAUGUGCCCUGAAUGUAGACAAACUUUCAAUAGACAACCUGAGCUUAAACGAAAUCUGAGACUGUGUAAUAUAGUCCAGCAUUUUUCUGACGAACCUGUAAAUAAAAAGGUUGGGAUUGCUUGUAACUAUUGUGUUCACUUGCCUAGAUCUGCUGUUAAAACGUGUCUUCUGUGUGAAACCUCCAUGUGUGAGACCCACCUGAAGGUCCAUUGCCAAUCGGCAGAACACGUCCUCCAUGAGCCCACCACUUCAUAUGAGAACAGAAAAUGUGCUAUUCAUGCAAAGGUUCUGGAGUACUACUGCUCCGAGGACGCUGCUUGUUUAUGCGUGUACUGCACCAUGGCAGAAGAACAUAAGGGACACACAGUGGAGACUCUGGAUGAGGCCUCGGAGAAGAAGAGAGAAAUUCUAAGACAUGUUCUAGUGACAAUGUCAUCAAAAAGAUGUGAUCAUACAAAAGGAAUCCAGAGUCUGCAGGAGCGCAGAUGUGAAGUGCAAGUAAAAUCAGUCCGUGAAAUGGAAAGAGUCAGUAAACUAGUUAGAAACAUCAGGGAACAAUUGGAAGCCAUAGAGACACAAAUUCUGGGUGAAAUCUCUAGCAAAGAAGAGCAGGUCUUGGAACAAAUCCGACAACUGGAAACAAAGAAUGAGGAGCUGUCCAGUAGGAUGGGUUAUGUUAAAGAGCUGUUUUAUACGUCGGACCCAUUAACCAUCUUACAACAAUGGAAAUCAGGCUGUUUAGAUGUUCAGGACAAAAAGAGUGAUGCUAGAAUGAUUAACACUGUAGGAGAUCUGGAUAUGGGUCUGAUCUUGGCAACUUUACAGAGAGGUCUUGCUCUUGCUGCGGAAGGUGUAAAGAGAUGUUGGAGUGUCCCGGAGGUUUCGGACAUAUCACUGGAUGUUAACUCAACUGGAAAAAACGUAAUUGUAUCAAAUGACAUGAAAACAGUGGUUGGGUCCCAAAUAACAAGAACACAUCUAGGAAACUCUGCAAGACUUCCAAAUAAUUGUGUGUUAAGCACCAGCUGCUUUUCCAUGGGGAAACAUUACUGGGAAAUGGAGGUUAGCAACUCUGGAAACUGGAUUGCCGGCGUAUGCUAUCCCAGCAAAGACUGCAAGGGAUUGAAGUCAAAUACUGGGAAGUCUUGGACUCUGGCAAAGUUUACUUCCAAGUAUGUAGUGCGACAUGACAGGAGGGCGAUCUACUUAACGUCCCGUCCAUCCUGUCAGAGACUAGCAAUAUACCUGGACUAUGAAGCUGGGCGGCUGUCCUUCUGUGAGUUGUCUGACCCAGUCAGAUGCUUACACACCUUCACUGCCACUUUCACUGAGCCGCUUCACCUUCUGUUGUAUGUAUAUGGCAAUGUCUGGGUGAGAAUAAUCGGCUAA